CAUUUGCAACGCAUAUCAAAAUUUGUGAAUUUCGCUGAGCAUUAAAAGAAUUUUAAUUUAAAUAUGUCGCUGGUUGCAUACGCUGCGAGUAGCGAUGAGGAAUCGGAUAUGGAGGAAGACUCUGCGGGCAUACAAGUGCAGUUACUAAAGCCACCAACAGCCAUCCAAAACGGGGCAACCGAACGGAAAACAAAUGCAAGCAAUGGACAUAUUAGCGAUGACGAUGACGACUUUAUACCGCAGGAAGUGUCUUUACAGGAGUUAAGGCCAACCAGUAUUGGUCGGCUAGCGCUAGCCCUACCCAAGCCCAAAGUAGCCGUUGCGCCAACGCCAGACGCGGAGGAUGGCGCGCAGCAGACGGAUGAGCAUGUGACGCAGGCCUUUGCCAAGCUGCCCAUGCCGAGGCAUUCUGCGAAAUCAGCAGCUAUCAUCGAAGAAUUGGACGAUGAGUUUUUGCACAAAAAGGCAGUGCCGCCCGCAGGUAGCGAAGCGGCGCCUGCAGCUGCUGUCAGGGGUCGCGUUAAGAUCACCAUACCUUCGCUGAGGGAGUUCGCCGACGUGGACAAGGAGCAGGCGGCGAAACUAAAUGGCAGGCAAACGCAGGUCAAGUCCACAAAGGGUUGCGGCUUGCUGAGCAUUUUGCCGCAGGCUAAGUCUGAGCGGGAUUUCGCCAGGAAAUCUGAGCCCGUGGCAGCCAAACCGGAGCACAAUGGUCCGCCGCCUGCUUUGAAGGCCAGUAAUACUGCCCAAAAGGCCAAUGCAGCGCCAGCUUUCGUGCCGGAUACUGUUAAACAACGACGCGCCGCACACAAUACCGAAGCAGUUGAUGGCCUUAAAGCGCCGCCCGGCAAGCAUUCAAAGAGCCGUAACAGUGCCAAGCCGACUGCGCCGCUGGUCAGUGUCAGCGACAGUGAAGACGACGAGGAUAUGGAUAAUGCUGGUGACUUCUUUUCGCUGAACAGCAAGCAGCAGCUGCCGGAGGUGAGCAGCAACGAGAUCAGUGCCCUAGUGGCCAAGCGAGCAGCCAAAAUGGUUGAGGCUAGCCACAAAUACUUGUCGUCGGAACAGACAAAGCGUCAGGCUGCCGACGAGCAGGCGGACGAGGCACACCUGCAAGCGGAGGAGCUGCGACAGGCACAGCAGCGUUACCAGGAACAGCAAUUGAACACAGAGGCCAUGGAUGCGCUGGUGGGCAAGAAUGCCAAACGACGACGCAAGGAGGCCAAGGAAAUGCAGGUGAUUGACAUUGUCGGCUCUCAAGUGCUGCCCGAUCGUGAGGAAUGGAUGCGCACGGCAUUGGCAUCGGCCACCACAUUCCAGCCAACGGGCGUGCUGACGGACGAGGAGCCCGUGGCGGGCACAAGGCGCAAGCAUCAAAUCACCUACUUGGCCCACAAGGCCAAGGCCAACGAGGCCGAGCUGCAGGCCAUGUGGUCGGCCAAUAGGCAAACCCGUCGCGCCACACAAAGCAAAUACGGCUUUUAGGCAAUCGUUGGCAUUUUUUGUUUACAUUUUUAAUGUGAAUUACAUUUAGACUUAAUACAUAAAUAUAUAUA
Messenger RNA from Drosophila novamexicana, 1556 nucleotides. RefSeq lists its product as uncharacterized. The transcript has a single exon. NCBI's taxonomy places the organism in Eukaryota, Metazoa, Arthropoda, Insecta, Diptera, Drosophilidae. Bases 64 to 1485 code for a protein of 473 amino acids. Gene Ontology annotation, cellular component: nucleus. The record is from RefSeq and is a predicted model, not a curated record.